Bicyclus anynana (squinting bush brown) is the source of this 5997-nucleotide messenger RNA. It is a transcript of the gene FANCD2, whose product is annotated as Fanconi anemia group D2 protein. Bases 139 to 4176 code for a protein of 1345 amino acids. The transcript has a single exon. Gene Ontology annotation, biological process: double-strand break repair involved in meiotic recombination; homologous chromosome pairing at meiosis; interstrand cross-link repair. The record is from RefSeq and is a predicted model, not a curated record. Lineage: Eukaryota; Metazoa; Arthropoda; Insecta; Lepidoptera; Nymphalidae. Gene Ontology annotation, molecular function: DNA polymerase binding. Gene Ontology annotation, cellular component: condensed chromosome; nucleus.
AAUUAUCUAUUAAUCUGUGCUAGCGGCGAAUGUCGAUGUCGAUGUUUUCCUGUUGUGUUUUGUAUUUGUUUUGAUCAAUUUUGAUUUUUGAUUUGAGACGGGUGGCCGGGUUCCAAGUUCAUUGUAUUAAUUGGAAAAAUGAGGCUCAAAAGAACCUCGCAAAAGCCAGAGAACGAAGAAUUGACACAACGGAAAAGGCAGAAGAUCAUCAGCGACGACUCCUUCAGUAAAACAUUGGCAGAGUGCGGUUUAGAAUUACACGAAAGCCCUGAAGAAUGCGUCACUUCACAUGAAACCAUUGUUAUCAUACGAAACUUGAAGAAAACAUUGCAAAAACAUACAGAUUAUCCCGCUAAUGUAGCAGAAUUUUAUUCAAAUUUCGAAAAGCGAUGUCGAGAUAUAGAUGAUUUCAAACAUUACCUUUUCCCGAAUAUCGUUCGGAAAACAGACAAUUCUGAAUGCCCAGUGUCUGACAGUCUAGUGAAAAUUUUACUCAGUGUACCUGUACUACAGAAGAAACUGAUAGAUUUUAUUUUUGAGAAAGCUAUAUCACUGGCAGCUGACGGUAAGCUGAUUCAAAUGAUACUGAAAUGUUUUUCUUCCUUAGAUUACAUUGUUGACAGCAACAAAAUCUCCAUACACCUUAUUGACCUUUUAGAUGUGACUGACGAACAUACGGUACGUUUAGAAAUAAUCACAGCUAUACCUGAUAUUGUAGGAGAUCAAGAGCAUGAGAAUAUUGCAGGAGAAAUGAGUAGGAUCUUGAGCAAUGAUCCCGAUCUGGUCCCAGCCAUACUAGACUGCCUCUCGUAUCUGUGUUUGUCAGAUGACCAAUAUGAAAGGCUUCAAAAAAAAACCUUAAACAUAUUAAAUACUAUAUCCAAAUGUAAAAAUUUUUCUAAUUUUGUUAAAUUUCUUCUAAUACCUGGACGCACUUCUGACAGUGCUUAUGUAGAAGUGGCACAAGGUUUAAGAAAUGCAUUAUGUUGGUCCACAUCUAUUGACAAACCCGAGGAGAUUGUGUCAAGUCAGGUCCUCACAGCUACUGCUAUAAGGAACUCAAUUGUAUCAUCGAAGGUGAUUGCCACUGCGUGGUUAAAAGCAGUCUCCACAAGUGCACGUAGCACUGACCACAGGCCAAUAGACUUUGUAAUUAUGGUCAUUCUAUAUUCCACCUCAGAAGAAAGACAAAAAUCAUUGGAGAGUUUAAUUCGAAAGGAAAUAAAAAGCAAUAUAUUGAAUGAAGAACUACUUGAUGAAGCAUUUGAAAAAUUCAAGCCCAUACUCAAAGACUAUUUGAAGCAUCUUAUUAGCUUGACAAAUUCUCUCUUAGAUAUUAAAGCUGAACCUGUUAUUCAAAAUUUUGCCUCUCAUCUGUACAUUUUGAUGUUUUCUAAGCUUGAAGAGUUCUGCCAAACCUUAGUAGCAGAACUAUUGCAACUGGGCUUAGAUUCAAAACAAUGUGUAAAAAAUAUGCUAUCAAUUUUAAAUAAAGUUGCAUCAAAAGAUAUGUCUAUACUAAAACCACAAAGUGUUCAAAUGUUGAAACUACUGGAUCACAUGGAUGAUAUGACUUUACCUGAAAUAAGAGCUGUAAUGAAUUUGCUUUGUGGUCUUGCAUACAGCUAUGAAAAUUCAGUUAUUAGGGAUGAUAUUCAUAUGAUUAUUAGGAAAGAAUUGGGAAGUUCUAAUCCUACAAUCAAAAUUCAAGGAAUUUUAGCAGGAAUACAUGCUGUGAAGUAUCUCAUGGCAUCAAAAGAUGGAGAAGACCUAUCAAUUGAUUCCGAAAUUGAUACUUCAGUGAACCAAUUAAUUCAAGGUGACCUUCGUGAGGCUGCACAAAUUAUAGAAUCAAUCAGUUGCCACACUAGACAAUAUCCUGAUAUGAUAGCAUUCUUCUAUGAUGAAUUAUGCAAAAUAAUCCAAUCAUCAAGUUAUAUAAAUAAAUGUUUUCUCAAUUGGUUAACAGAUGCUGUUACUAAUGAUUUACAACGAAAUUUUUUAGAUAACGGUUUAAAAGAAAAAUCAAUUAAUGGUCUUAAUCUUGAUACCCAAUAUUGUUUGAAUUCAGACAGUGAAAUAGAUGAAGUAAUAGCUAUUAAUAUUGCAGGCGUAACACUGCAAGCACAGGAAGAUGUUAAUAUACAAAUUUUGUCCCCAUUAUUUCUACUUGUACAGACUUUACAUGUCAGAAAAUACAAUGGGGAAUUGUCUCAAAUUGAUGCUUUGUUGGGAUCCCCAGUUGUUAUGCCCAUUUUUGAUGUUGAUUCAAUUGAGGAUAUGAGUUCCAAUACUGUCUCUAAUAUUUUAGAUUGUCAAAUACAUUGUGCCAAUUGGUUUCGGGAAAUAAUAAAUGCUUUUGCUUCACAAAAUGAUGCAGUUUUGAAAACAAAAAUCUUUAGUAGAGUAGCACAUCUUCGAAAGCUGGAGAAUUUAAUAAGCACAAUAUUAUAUAAGAUCAAUUUUACUUACAAGCCGCCAGUUAAUAUAUGUAGUUUGAAAAACAUUAAUAAUGAGCAUACAACGAAAUUAGGUACCAAGAAACAAAAUGUUAAACAGAAAAAUCCAAAGAGUACAAAUGAUGAAUCUGUUUUACUUGAAACGCUGAAGUCACAAUCUACUGGUAAUAACAAUAAAAUUGUUAUUAAAAAUAAGAUAGGACUCGUACAAAAUGUAAUCUUUAGACCAUUUACACUUAGUAUAUUGAACCUUCUGAAUAAUUAUUUAACAGAUAUUAAUACUGACGACGAACUUAGCUUAAACUUUGAAAAUUUACCCUUCAUUUUAAAGUGUAUUAACUGCAGUAUUGAAAAUGUAUUGAUAUCAAGAAUUAAAAGGAAGACAUUUUUAACGAAGCAAAACUCUGCAGAUACUUAUGAUAGUGUAAAAGCUGAAGACUGUGCAAGGUCAAUAAACAAAAUUCUUCCAAAGAUAAUUCACCACGUGAAAUUUAUAACUACACAUUUAGAUAAGUCUUUAACUAGUAAUAAAGAUGAUAAUGAAGAACUUUUAAUGAGUGACGAAAAUUCUGACUAUAUUUUAAGUUUAGAAUAUAUUUUUAAUAUCUUCACAAUAUAUUUUAAAUGGAUUGGAUUCAAAAUUCAACAUAAAGGCCUUUUAGAAACUUCAUUGCGAGAAAUUGCAAAUUUAGAUAAAGACAAUUCUACGUUUAUUCAAAAUUUAUUAGUAACAUGUGCUAAAUAUUUCCAAGAGCAUGAGAAAUACUGUGUUCAGAUAACGACUGCUGUAGCACUGCUGGGUGUUGUUAAUGCACUUCAAGAACAUAGUUCAAACUCGACUGUAAUAAUGAUAUUAAGGAAAAUGGCGAAAUAUUUCUUGUCUCGCGAAUGGAAAUCAGCAACUGGAGCUGCAGAAAAAGGACUAUUUUUUAAUCAGAGUAUUGAUACCUUUGUUCAGCUGAAUCUCAAACUUAUUGAAAUCUCAGAGCUCAAAAAUAUCAUUCUUUUACUAGAGAAUGAUGUAAGAAACUUAAAAGAUCGUAAAAGCACAUUGACGUUAUAUCCAAGUAUAAAUAAAUCAAAUUUACAUAUUUUGUAUAGAAAUUUGGGAGAUGCUCUUUAUGAAUCGGCUAAAAUAUCUUCAAAUAAAGGUUUAACCAACUUGGAACAUUUAGAUCUGUGGCGGGAUGUUGUAUUUAUUAUGAAACACAUGUCUGAGCUGGCUAAAAUACUUCAGAAUAGAAAUAUGUUGAUAGCUUUUUUUAAAAAGACACUUCCUAUAAUUAGAUUGUUCGUGCAACUUGGAAUGCCAAUAAUACAAUUGGAAUGUAAGAAUGAAAGAAGAGAAAAAGAAAUAAAGGAAAUUUUGGAGACAUUACAGCAAUCUACACGAUUUCUACGUACAUUGGAUGGUCAUUUUAGGAAAAAGAAGGAUAAAGCUUUACUUGGCAAAGUGCCUUACAUGAAACAGUUGUUAGAAACGUUAAUCUAUAAGGUGAAAGAACUAGUAGAAGCAAAUCCUGGUUUCGGAGUGUUUUGGAUAGGCACCCUCAAAAAGAAGAACAUUGACGGCGAAGUCAUUAAGACGCAACAGAGUGUUGAAAGUGACGAGUCUGCAGAAGACGAUGACGAGCAGUUAGCAGAUGAUGACGACGAUGAUACAUACAAUAUUGUUCUUAGUCCAAAUUCAAGGAGCGAACGAAGUGAAACAGUGUAAUUGUGAUUUAUAAUGUUUGUUCCACUUCUUUAUUGUUAUCAGCCGAUGGACGCUCACCGCUGAACAUAGACCUCUCUUGAGGAUUUCCAAACAAAACAACACAGUCUUGAGUCGCUUGAAUCCAUUGACUACCCGCAACCGGCUUAUAUCUUCGGUCCAUCAACACUGCGCUUGCCGGUGCAGGUUCGCCAGUAAUUUUUAUGGAUAUAACUACUAUAUUCAAUCGUGCAUUGCUUUCGUGUGCGAACUUAUUUAGUCAUCCCAUUUGGAACAUUUCGAUUCUUAUUCAAUGUUAAAAUUACUUACUUUAAUAUUUGUAGAAUUUUCAGUAUAUAAAUCUUAUUUUAAGUGUAUAAAUCUGAUAAUAUAUAUAUUCAUAUUAAUCAGAUUCUGAAGUAUAAAAUAAGAAAACCAAUGUUGAACUAAGGUUACAAUUCAUAAUAUUUGUCAGGAGUCAGGACGAUUUAAUUAACAAAUCAAAAUGUAACCAAAUCAUACUCUUCAAUGGCAGAGAAUAACCUUGAGCAGUCCCAGAGGCUUGUGACUCUGGGUGCAGGUUUAACCUAGGACUAGCCAACACUCUCAACCUUCACUGCUCAAGUUAUUCUCCCUGCCUACCUCAAGUAAGCCAUGAAGGAUUCGUCUGUCUACUACUCUUUUCUUACAAUACAGAUGUAUUGUAAGAAAAGAGUAGAUGCAUGUGUAAUCAAUCAUGUUUAUAAUCGAAGGUACAAAGUAUAUUUUCAUUUGCUUGUUGCAAAAGUCGUGCUGUCCACGACAACAAAUGAAAACUCAUUUAUCCUAAAUGUUUGUAACUGUUGUGCCUUUCUAGUAAUAAAAAAUUACUUUAAUAUAGUUUAGUAUGUAUAGUUAUUCUAUUUCAGGAAGACUUUGGAUGUUGUAGACUUGGUGACAGCACGAACGAUUUUGUGUGCGUAAACUAAAGGUCCGUCAGCAUAGCAUUUUUAAGUUAUUUAGAGUAAUAUACCAGUGAAUUAACUGUAGGGCUGGCUACAUGCCCAGUGAAGAGUGUCGGGGAUCCCUUCGUGAAUGGAUUGCCGACCGGCGAAUUCAUGAGCUCUGAAGGAAUACUUGUAUACGUAUAACAAAAAAAAACUGCGACAUGACGGUUAUUUCUGGGGUCCCAUCAUUGGCGUAUCUAGGAAUAUAGGGUGUAUAUCCUAGGGUGGGCCUGGCCCCCGGCAUCAAGUCUAUUAUUAGGGUGUGCGCACAUGUUCAUUCUUGGGUGAUCCAUCCAAUGAAUUUGCCCUUGGCCUCAUGAUAUAAAUAUAUUAAUUAAGCCACUGAGAUAUAUCAUAUACGUCUAUGGACGAGAGAGGAAAGAGAUGUAUUAUCAUAUAUGUCUAUGUAAUGAAGGGUGAAGCGAAUUUCGUUUUACGAUAACGCAGAUAUUCAGCAAUCACUUAUUUGAAUAUUUUAUUAACAUGUUACUGUUUUGCUAACGCUCCUUAAGUUUCACACACAAACACACUUAUCUGCAAAUAAUGCAAAUAAUAAAAAAUAUAAUGCAAAAAUGCCCAGCAUACCCUGAGAAUUUAUUAGGAACACAGUUUUGUGUCCUGACGGUUGGCCAUUUUGAACAAUUUGUACGCAUAGUGCACAUAACCCUAGCUAAAACAGCAGUUGAUGCGCAGACCAGUGGUCUGCGCAUCAACCAAAUUCAAUGUCUUCUGAAGGUAGACCUGAGCGUUUAUAAUAAGUAAUAAAAGUUAAUAUUAAUAAAAGUAUAAGUAGGUACGUCACUGCUUUGUAAAAAUUAAUGUUAUUUAAUGAAGAAUAAAACUUUGUAUUUUAGUUAAA